UGAGCACAGGCCAACCGAGCAUUCGCUUCAUGGUGUGAAGCGCCGUCUGCUUCCCACUGUGACUGCCAGCAUCUCCCCAGCUGCACGCUAUCCCAAGCAGCGUCCACUGCGUUAAACAGUGCCCUUGUCGUAGGUGCUAACGCCAACGACAUUACAGAACACGACCUGCUCGCUGUCACCGUCGUAGAACUCAUUAACUUGUAUUACCCAUCUUGGUGCAAGGCUACGACCUUGCAUUAUGGCCGAUCGCAUGCCCCAGUACCAAAUGAAUUCCUUGCAAAACUUUAUCUCCCAGCAGCAUAUGCAACAGCAGUCUCAACAGCAGCAACAGCAACAGCAACAGCAGCAACAACAAGACCCUCAGAUGGUCCCCGGGCUCCCUAACCCCGAACACAGUCGUAUGUGGACUCAAAUGCAGAACAACUAUCGAGCUCAGCCGAAUGGUGAUGCAAAUUCCGUUCAGAUGAACUCACAAAUGGCAGAUCUCGCUCGAAACCAGGGGCUCGGCCAUCACUCACAAGGUCCCUUGGUCCAACAGAUUCAGCAGCAAUUUGGUCUUGCAUCCGCCCAGCGUGUCCCUCCCUCUGCUUCGUCCUUUCAUGACCCUCAGUCCUCAAACCCUCCCUCCUCUAUCAUACCACCCAACUUCUCCUCUAUGUCUAUGAAUACCCCACAAAUGAAACCCAGCAAUCCGAUUCAGGCUCUGGCUAGCCGUCCGCUGCACCCCAUGGAUCGUCCUCCCAAUCAACAAAACCAGCAUCCGCCACAGUCUGCAAUGCCACAUCAUAUGCAGCAACAGAUGGGCGCACAGCCAGGCUCCAGUCCGCCGAAUCCCUCGGACAUGUUUUCAUCUUCCAACAUGACUAACGUUGAUGCAAUGCAUAGUUCUCCGCAUCUGGCGGCACAACCUCUCGGGGCCCAAAUGGGCCAUCCAAACAUGAGGGCGGCACCAGCCUCGAAGGUACCUACCCUCGCAGAGCUGAUGCAAAGGAGGGAUUAUUUGCAAUCAGCCAUAAAUAGCAUGGAGCAAAAUAUCCAAAAUGUACUCGCGCAAACGAGAGGUUUCCCCGAUGAAACAUGGACCGCGAAGCUGGAAAAGAUGCGCACGGAGCUCCAUAACCGCAAGACUCUCUUCCUCAGAGUUAAUCAGGCUAUCCAGUUGGCUUCAAAUACCCCUGGCAUACUUGGAGCAAAUCUAGUACAUCUAGGUACAAUGGCCUCUACUGCUGGUCGACCAGGUGUUACCCAGGGUGGCGGAGCACCUCAGCAACCCUGGCCACAGUCGUCCAGUCCCGCUUCAAAUUUUGGGAUGAACACUGGAGCUAGUGGUCCUUCGCAGAUUCCGACGCCAGGUCAAGCCCAUCCCAUGAAUUCACAGCUGUCCGGACAGGGUGGUCAAAUGCAACGCCCGGUUGCUGUACCCCCACGCUCUGGCUCUACUCCCCAGCAGCUCCCUACGGGCAUGCCCAAUACGAUGCCACAAAACAUGCCUCCAUUCAAUCCCCCAUCGGCUGCUAAUGGUCAGAUCCCGAAUAGAAUGGUCAACAUAUCGACACUCGGCGUCUCCCCUCUUGACAAGUCACACUUUGAUGCUAUGUACACGUCCUUUUGCAAGAGCCGUCACGUGGAGCCCAACGUGCACGUUCUGUUACCUGAUAAUCGUUCUGUUGACUUGCAUAUCCUGCAUGUUCAGGUCUUUCGCGAAGGCGGCGCUCAAUUUGUCACUCAACGUGAUUGGUGGGCGGUCAUAGGCGGUCGCAUGGGUUUUAUACAAUUUCCAGGCACAGAUACUGAGCCCGCUAAGAGUGGCCCCGGCAUCGCACAGCAGCUUGCUCAUGCAUACAAAGAGCACUUGCAGGAUUUCGAGAGCAUGCUCGUCUUCACCGUUAGAUCUCGCACUGCACAAAAAAACAAUUUGUCACAGAACGGUGCUCAGAACAAUGUUCCUGGAGGUGCCUCAGGGGAAAUGGCCCACUCCGUUAUGCGCCCUCCUCUCAAUCCGCAAGCCAUGGCCAAUGCUGCACGUUUCGUCCAUAUGUCCGUUGGUGAUAUGCGUGCAAAUGGCUUACCAGAGCAGACGGUCGCAUUGAUCGACCGGCACCGUUCGGACAUAAUGCGUUGGCACCAGCACAGUCGGUUGAUGGCAACGAAGGCCAAUCAGCAAGUAACCAAUCAUGAGGCGCCCGGUGAGCAAUCGGGUAUGUCCACCGCACAUCAAGGAGGAGGCUUCUCGACCCAGAUGUCGACUGCUGGUCCCAGCCUGGUACCCGCGCCACAACGAGGACAGCCAUCUAUGAUGCCCAACGGCAUGCAACCAUCACCGAUGACUGAGAUGAAACCUGUUCAGUCGGGAGGAAUUUUACCACUAAGUCAAGAACAGACCGCACAUGCAAUGGCCAUCAUCCAUCAGACGAAACAAAUCUUCUCAUCCCGACUACAAACAAUGCAACUGGUCACACUGCCAGAUGAUCAGCGAAUGGAGUACAACCAGCUAAUGGAUCAGGUUCAGAAAAUGACUCGGGACCUUGACGGAAGACUACCAAUGUACUGGAUUGUUUUGAGAGCGGAUGAGAUGAUUCGCAGGCUCGUUGCAAUCGUGUUAACGGUGGCACAUCAAAGAAAUCGUUUUCCAGUGGGGUCGCCACAAGUCAUAAUCGGUUUUCAGACUCUAAAGAGUAUGUAUACCCAAAUACAAAAGGCAAACGAGGAAUACGAACAAAGGUUGCAAUUAAUGAAAGCCGUCCUCACAUCGCAGCAAAUGGGUGGACAUAGUGGUCCUCAUAUAAAUCGACCUCCCCCACCUCCCCCGUCACAGCCUACGCCUCCUCAAACCCUUCAACCCCCCCCUGCUAUAAGUCGCCAUCCCUCCGCAAACCAGUCUCACCCACCUUCGCAUCCUCAGCCACACCCGCCCAUGGUCAAGAAACCUCCUGUGCGCGUGCCCCCAAGCCCUUCCGUCCCUGCGGCCAUUGCCACAACAAGUGCUGUGCCGUCACCUACUCCGCCACCUGCAACUACGGCUUCCACUGCUCCCACUCCUCUGGCAGCCGCUUCCCCACAAACUCCGAAGUCUCCGAAGUCUAAACCGCCGAAGGCGAAGGUCCAGCGUGUUCCCAAGCAGCCUACUGCAUCUCCCUCUGAACCCCCAGCAGCAUUUAGCCCUGGCGUAAAGCGCCAAGCCGAUGAGGAUGUAUCUAUUCCCGCAGGUCCCUCCACCCAGCCCGAGUCUAUGGGCGCACCAUCUCCCAAGAAAGUGAAGACUGAAGAUUGGGAGGGAGAGCCUAGCGAGGGACUCGCCAAGAGGCACCAGGAGGUUGAAAAUAUCAAUACGGACGAGGACGCAAACGCUUUCAUGGAUAAGAUGAAGGAGCUAGUCGCCAUGACUGCCUCGACAGACGCCGGCGUGUACGACGACAUCGCUCACACUCUCGACCGGAUUUUGCAAGGUGCAGCUCAAGAUCCAACACAUAUCGCCACCUCUGCAUUCGCCUCAAGCAUCGGUGGACCACUUUCGGAACUCUCGCCUCCAGCAGCCCCUAACGAUGCAUUUUUGGAGUUCCACGAGUUUAUUGAUUAUAGUCGUUUCACUACUCUUGAAGACGAGGAAGACUCGAAAGCUCCUACCCCCGACCUCGUACCAUCAUCCACGAAUCCUAGCCCACAGUCCAAUCCGGAUGCUGAUCAGUCACAGGGUGCAUCAUCCCCCGGCAAAACUAAGAUCGAGGAGCCCAGGGAAAGCAACCAUCUCGAUAUUCUUCAUAUGGGAGCAUUCAAGGAGAUUGACGGCGGCGAGUCCGCUUACUACCAGGCAUCAGAUUGGAAAUGGGACAGUGUAAUGCCCGCACUUGACCAACCGUGGGCAAUUUACCAAACUUCAUGAUAGGAAUUAUAGGGCGGAAUCCUGGUUUGUUUUGUUGCUUAUUUAUGAAUCUUCUUUUCUUUUAUAUGCUGGAUAUACUCGCUCGUCCGUGAUGCCCUCCGUUACACUGAUCAGACUUGUCAACUCUACGUCCUGUCAUUCAUACUACUAGUAUCUUGGUUUCAUGUUUCACUCACUCUGUAUUUCUUAAUGUUGUUCUGAUUUGCUAUCGUAUCUUGCUCCGAAAUCAUCGAAACGUAGGAAUUAAUGAGCUGCUGAUCU
Suillus discolor is the source of this 4141-nucleotide messenger RNA. RefSeq lists its product as uncharacterized. The transcript has 6 exons. Gene Ontology annotation, molecular function: DNA binding. Lineage: Eukaryota; Fungi; Basidiomycota; Agaricomycetes; Boletales; Suillaceae. The record is from RefSeq and is a predicted model, not a curated record. Bases 239 to 3880 code for a protein of 1213 amino acids.